Messenger RNA from Clarias gariepinus (North African catfish), 5342 nucleotides. RefSeq names its product calcium channel, voltage-dependent, gamma subunit 6b (gene cacng6b). The transcript has 4 exons. The coding region runs from base 90 to 893 and encodes 267 amino acids. Gene Ontology annotation, biological process: regulation of calcium ion transmembrane transport via high voltage-gated calcium channel. Lineage: Eukaryota; Metazoa; Chordata; Actinopteri; Siluriformes; Clariidae. Gene Ontology annotation, cellular component: membrane; L-type voltage-gated calcium channel complex. The record is from RefSeq and is a predicted model, not a curated record. Gene Ontology annotation, molecular function: calcium channel regulator activity.
AUUGCAAGGGAUUUGAUUUGUUUCAUCCUUUUUUUAUCUCCCAUUUUACGCCAGCUUUGUUAUACCCAUUGUUAAAUCCUGCAGAUACAAUGUGGUCUAACUUUUUCAUGCAGCAGGAAGAAGAUGCCCGAGUGGGUGGGCAUGUGGGAGCUGGGGCUGGGGCCAGUGCUGGGGGAGGGGGUGGACGCAGCAAAAACAGACCUAGGUCCUCACGCAUGAGUGAGAGCCAAGAGGGCAAAAUCAAGUUGGCAUUUUUUGUUGCCAUUGUGGGUGUGACUCUGACUGUGCUGGGCAUGGGCACAGAGUUCUGGGUGGAACUGGCACAGCCCAAACAUUUCCAAAACAACGAGUCCUGUCAGUUGGUGCACUACGGCCUGUGGAAAGCCUGCACUCGUACACUCUGGGUGUCUGACAUUGACCCGGAGAGAGAGAGCUGUGGCCCUGCAGAGCUGCCUGGAGAAUCUAACUGCACAUACUUCAAAUUCUACACUUCAGGAGAAAAUGCAGUGAUUUUUAAUAAAACAACAGAUAAAAGUUUGAGUCUGGCAUCAGCGAUGCUGGCACUGUUCGGUUUGUUUCUAAUGAUGAUGGGCUCUGUGUGUAUUAUCAUGUCUCUUACAAAGAAUGUACCCUUCCUCCUCAAACCUGCUUCUGUCUGCUUCCUCAUCUCAGGCAUCCUGAUCUUGGUGUCUAUCCUGGUUUUCCACCGAUCGGUACUGGCACUGCUGGCGAGUGAUCACAGUGUCCCUCUGCACUAUGAGCUGUCCUGGUCAGUGGCGUGUGUAGGCUCGGCCGGGGCCAUCCUUCUUCUUGGCGGUGUUCUUUUCCUGUUGCUUUCCUUACCCUACAAUCCUUUCAAGAAAUGCAUAAAGCACCGAAAUAGCAGUGCUUAGGAAAACUGGAUUUCUCUAGAAAUUUAAGACUGAUUGAAAAGACUGGCAAUUGUGCAUAAGGUUUUAUGAAUUCUUGCAAUUGAUUGACACCAGAAUUAGAUCUUAGAAAAUGCUGAAUUAAGCACUGAGUGGCCACUUUAUUAGGUAUGCUAGUAGAUUAGAUCUUCAGUUUGAUUUUUAUUAGAUAAUAAACACCGGUCAGCUGUGACUGUCAAAGGAUAUAAUCUAGGGUUAGACUAGGGUUGGUUGAAGUUGCAUUUAUGAUGCCACAUUCUUUUUCGUUUUUCUUACAUCAAAAUUUGUUUUGGAAAUAAAAAGUGUAAAAAAUAUGAGGGGCGUUUAAGUGAAACAGGACUUUUGAUUGUGCAGAACAGUUAUGGAAGUAAAGACUACCUUUAUUUCUUUAUAUAAUCCCCUGCUACGCUAAUUCUUUUUUUCCAGUGUUUCACUAGUGUUUGGGUACCAUCAAGGUAGAAAGUUUUCUCUGAAUGCCAGAGCAAUGAUUGGACUGCCUGCUGAAAUACUGGCCUCCCAGGGACUCAAUUAUGGUCCAAACAUAUGUUAAUUGCUUUGGGCGAGGUCAGGACUAUACAGGGGAUGUGGCCGUAACUUCCAGCUCGGAUCAUCGGAUCCGGGAUCAUCGUUCACAGAUAAACAGCCUUCUAUAAACGUUUGCGCCAUUCAAAUAUUUUACUGUGGCUAAAAGUCUCAUCACUACUGAGCUUGAAGUAAAAAAAAAAAUAAUAAUAAUUGGUUUUACUUUUAUCAAAAUCCUGGUUUGGCUUGAUCACCCCUCAUAGAAGUUCUGAAAUAGGUCUUGGUUUUGUUUAAAGAAUGGAAGUGCGAUGUAUGUAACAUUGUGGUCAUAGUGGAAAAUGAUUGUGCAGAAUCUUUCAAUUGUUCCACUAUUAAACACAAAUGAAAUCAGGUCUGGUUAAAAGAUAUAAAAAGAUCUACUAGGUAUUUUUUACAAUUAUUUUCUCCUGUUGGCAUGUUAAUGUUCAAAAAACAUUAGAGAAUUCCAGCUCGGAAAAUUUUCAAAAUGUGAAUGGAGUUGUAGAUCAUGAAAACAGCAUUAGCUCUGUACAGUAUCCGGAUAAUGGCUGACUUACUGUAUAACGUAAUGUUCAACUUAUUAGUCAACCUUACAUGACUUUAAAGUGUUUAUUGCAUGUUAAACUUCAGCUGUUCUGAAGGACCUUAGUUUGUAAAUGAAGUGUGUUCUUUAAAAAAAAAAAAAAAAAAAACAACGGCUGGUUAAAAUAGCAGUAAGUGGGAUUUAUACAUUUUCUUGUCCUUUGCUUUUAUGUAAGACAGCCCACCUGUCAGUCUGGAACAUUCCACACCAUUUUAAGUUAUGUUCAUUUUCCUUCAUAUUUUGUCAGAUUUUGCUUACUGCACCUGAAUUUUCUUUGCAUUCGAUCAUAAUCAUUCCCAACAGGUUCAAGGGGUGGGCUUUGUCUGGAAAGGCUCGAAAGCUCUGGCAGGAAAAUGCUUCAGAGCACUGCUACACUGUAUAUCCUUUGGUUAGAAUUUGGUUAGAGGGUACUGUAUUUAUGGUGGUGGCCUGUAAGUGCAAAAUAAUGGAUACAGCACAUUGGAGCAAAACCUAAAACAUGACAGCAAGUCUGGAAACACAAAACACAACAAAAGAGUGCGUCUUAUUUGGAUUUUUUAUAUACUGAAUACUGAUUGGCUAUGGUGUGGUUCAAAGAUACAGUAAAAACGGCAGAAAUGUUGAGCGUAAAUAAGUUUAAUGAUACAUUUUAUUUGUGAUUUUUUUGUUGUUCAAAUUUAAGACUUAAGAAAUUUUAAUUGGAAUAAGUUCUCGGUUUUGUUCCAUAUAAUUCAAAUAUGUGAACGCUAAAAAAAAACAGCUAAAAGAAUCUGGGUUAAGCAGAAUAAAUAAUUUACCAAAAUAACAGAUAACUGAUGAGUAAGUCUUUUUUUCACAAUAUAUACAGUAUAAUAUAUUGUGAAAAAAGAAUUACUCGUCAGCAACAACCAUGUGAUGUUCAACAAAAAUGUACACUUUCCAUUUUAGGUUCAUGCAUUAAUCAUAACUUUAAAAACCUAAACAUUAAGCCUAAUUUUGUGUCAGUUCCCCUUGCCAUAAAACAGCUCUGGCCUCUUGUGGGAUGAUUUAACAAGACCUCUAGGGGCUGUCCUGUGGUUUCUGGCACCUGGACAUUAGCAGCAGAUUCUUUACUGUAUAUAGAUCCAGUAUACUGUAUAUCCAGUAUAUUUCUGUAUACAGUAUCCAACAAGCUUGAACUCUUUGCCUGCUAAACCCAGUACACAUCAUUCUGUAAUGCAUUGAGUUUUCUGAUUCCUUUCUAUUAUAGCCAGCAUUACUGUAACUUGUGCUACAAUGGCUUUGCUCUAGGCUUGGCAUAGAGAGGCUGACUUUUGGUCUCCACAGGCUUGAAUGAAUCUUGUGUGGCCAUCAUCAUGUCACCAAUAUACUGAUAAACAGUAUAAUGGAUAAUCAAUGUUAUUCACUUCGUCUGUGUUGUUAGUUUUGUGGCUGAAUGGUUUAUCACUGUCUUUCCUCAAUUUGUUUGUAUUUAUGCUUUUGUGGUUUCAGGUGGCAUGGUUGUUAGUGUUGCCACCUCACACUUUCAGGAUUGCGGGUUUAAGUCUCAUCUCUGGUCUGUAUGUCUGGAGUUUUCAUGGUUUCCCCAUGCUUUGUGGGUUUCCACUGGCUACUCCGAUUUCCUCCCACAGUCCAAAGACAUGAAGUGUAGGGCUGAUUGGCAUUUCCAAAUGGCCCAUAGUGUAUCACUGGGUAUGAGUGUGUGUCUGGGUUGGUUCCGAGUGCUUGAGUUCCGUUGGAUAGGCUUUAGGUCUCCUAUACAAAGUCAGUGAUACAGUAUGGAAAGUAGAUGGAUGGAUGUUGUGGUUCUGAUUUGCUGUUGAGUUCUUGGUUUUUAUUGUCAUAUUUUGCACUUGAUGCCACUAUAUUUCACUUAAUAAACAGGCCUCUUAAUGUUGUUUUUGUUUGUAGUCUGCUAUAGUAGCAAAAGCUUUCUUACUGAACUCUUAGUGAUCUACUGUACAUACUUUCUACCUUCUAACCUUACCUUGUCAUAUUUAGGUCUCCUAGUACUGUAGAUCAUUGCUUGGUGAUUGUUUAGUAGUUGGUUAGUAGACUGAGCUGGAAGAGCUCAAAGUGUGUUGGUGCUGUGGGUAAAGGGUUGCAAAAAUGGAAUAUGAUGAAGUUGGAAAAAUAAAAAGACAUAAUUUAGGAAAUUUUCUGUCUCACAGAUGAGGGUACAUUAAGGAGACACCUUUGCUACAUUUUUAUAAUUAUUAUUCUAUCCAGAAUAAAAAGCUCAGUGUUUCUCCUCUCAGCAGUAAGCAUGAUCUUGCUUUGUACAUGUAAAGUAUUUUCCUAUCAGUUCCACUGUUAAAUAAUUAAACAGAAAAAAAAACACAACUACAGUACACAAAGCAAGCUGCUUAGUGACAGUUACAGAAAAGCUGAAGGAGGUUUAUAGAGCAUGGUGCAGGUUGGACCGACACUUUUGAUAUAAACGCCGUUUGAUUUCAUUAACAGCCAGCAUAUGGUGCAUUAUGAAUACCCAUUAUGGGUUAGCAAAAAUCAGUUCAGCUCAGCAAAGCCGGUGUCAGCAUUUAAACCUUCAAGUUAAUUUUAAGUCACUUGCAGCAUGUCGUAAAUAAAUAACACGAAACCGUUCUAAACUAUGGAGCCCCUUUGGUGAUGUUUGGAUUAAAGAUAAAAAUUUCAUAGCUAUGAGUUACAAAAGUGUGGGAAGGAGAUACUAUGUUAUGGCUGCAACUUAAUAAGACAUGGGAACAAAAUAGUUUAAUGUGUGGUCACAACCUUAUAUCGUUUAGAUUCUUGUAAACUUUAGACACAUUUGACUAGAACUGAUUUCAUUUCUAACCGUUAGUAUGGAAGUAUGAUUGCAUUCUCCAAAACAACAAUCAUCCUUAAACUACUUAAUUCCCAUGCUUUUUUAAUUUGUGACCAUAACUUUGUAUGUAUCUCCUUCUGGCACCUCAGUAAGUCAUAACCACGGAAUUAUCAUCAAAGGACUCUGUAUUAAACCAAUUAAAACCACGCUCACAUGUACGUUACACUGCUUUGACUACUGCUUUAAAUGUUUCUUUAAAUGCAAUGGUGAAUGUAAUAUUUAUUCUCUCUUAUAUUGUGUAAAAUGUGUGUUCUUUAUGUUCUUGCUAUAUGAUGUAUGAAUGUAAAUUAUUUUUAUUUGCUCUGUAUUACACAGACCUUACAGCCAGGCUGUAAAUAAUGUCUUUAUAUUUCACUCUGGAAAGCUUCUUUAGCAUUUUCACCCUUAAUUCAUAACGCUUUUUUCCCCCCAGUUCCUUGUUUGUUGCAACACAUACAGUACAGUACUAUACUGUAUGUCACUUUCGCUGUAUAGUUUUGCUUGAAAAUUAAAUCUUUUUUUUCGCAUA